AUGACUAAAUAUGUUUGCUCAAGGGAUUACUUGAGGAUCCUCAUGAAUCUUCUUCGGGAAUCUAGCAAGAGUAUACAGAUUGAAGCUUUUCGUGUUUUUAAGCUAUUCGCGGCUAAUCAGAACAAACCCCCUGAUAUCGUUUGGGACAAAAGCGAGAAAGAGCCAACGGAUGAAAGAGGGGGGCGAGGAUUACCCGUGAAACGUGACGAAAUUUUCGAACCGAAGAUCCCGAUAGCAAUAGCAGGCCGCGUCCAGCAUGCGGAGGCAAAGCCAGUAGGGAUGAAUGUGCACUCAAGAUUCGAGAAGAUUUCAACAUACCAGUACCAGAAGCGAAGAUACCAAUGGCGGAAAGAAGUACUGUUCACGAUGAUCAUGCAAAAUAUGCCUCCAUGCCUCCAGAUAAAAAGUUCUUGGCUAUGUCUAAAUUCUCGGCUAUGUCCAAAUGAAUCGGCUAUGAAGAAAUAUGCCGCCAUGAAAUAUGCCUCCAGAAGUUCUCCGGAUAUGAUAACGAAGAACUUUGGUGUCUUGAGUGCACGUUCAUCCAUACUGGCUUUGCCUCCGCAUUCUGUAUGCGUGUCUGCUAUUGCUAUUGGAAUCUUCGGUGCAAAAAUUUCGUCAGUAUCACAGCUGGUACAUAUACUCGAUUUUGUCCCCUGGCAUAUUCUCAACUGGCAUGAAUCUGAUGCCGAUGACCUUGGUGGUGAGGAUAAAUUGAAGGUUGUGGUUGAUAAGGAGAGCAAAUUGAAGUUAAUUAAGGGUGGUGUGGACAUGUCAUACUUAAAAGCCUUCUGGUGUUCCUUCGCGGAUUUUUCUUACUGGUUUAUUCAAUUCUAUAAGCAUGGCGAUAAAAUCUCUUCUUAUCGAGUUCUGUAUUUUCAAGGUGCUAAACAGAUUAAUGACUUGCUUAUGCCCAUACUGAGUGCUAUCCCUAAGGGUAAGGAUCUUGGCAUUGCAGAGUCAUAUGUUGUUCUUGACUCGGAUCCUCCUCCCAAUUUUUCUCGCAAAGAUAAAUUGCUUUGGAACCAAUCUUCCGGAGUCCAAUACACGGCCCACAGGAUUGUCGGCAUCGUCGUCUUUUGCCUUGGAACUCUACAGGUGACUGCACUGUUGUUAAGGCCGAAAAAGGAGCACAAGCACAGAAUCUACUGGAAUUUGUACCACCACACGAUCGGCUACUCGGUUAUAAUCCUCAGCAUUAUCAACAUUUUCAAAGGUUUGACAUUCUAA
Messenger RNA from Striga asiatica, 1227 nucleotides. NCBI's taxonomy places the organism in Eukaryota, Viridiplantae, Streptophyta, Magnoliopsida, Lamiales, Orobanchaceae. The record is from the annotation of a GenBank genome assembly.